UCUGUUAAUUCACUGGAAUUAUUCUCCGCCUUUUUGGCAACGAAACGCUAUAACAUACGCACACGCAAGUAUAAUAUUUCAUCAUCAAUUUGUCUGGAAGCCUGGACCUCACUAACGGAGAUUUUUAGAGGUGGUGGUUGUGGCGUUGUUUGUGUCUAUCCAUGAGCCAACAUGCAUAUAAUUGCUGCGGCUUCUCUCCUUAGAGCGACUCGAACCCCGGCCCUCUUUAGCACUAGUUUUGCCCGUGCAAUUUGUACUGCCCCUUCAAAUAAUUUUCAUUCGUCUCCUUUUCACUCUGUUGCUGCUCUUAGAGGGUUUCGAACUCCGGUUGUGGGGAGCGUCGAGAGUGCUCCUUUUUGGGCCGAUCGGUCGCGUUACGAAUCGCGGCGAGGGUUUUAUUGCUGGAAUAAGACUAGUUUUGGCUUGAGAGGUGCUGUUGCUUCUGCUGCUGCUGUUCUCAGCCCUGUCGAGCGCAAAAUUUCCACCAUGGCAACUGAUAGUGCUUACAAAGACAUCUUGACCAGCCUUCCUAAACCUGGUGGGGGCGAGUUUGGGAAGUACUAUAGCCUAACGGCGCUCAAUGAUCCAAGGACAGAUAAGCUUCCUUAUUCUAUUAGAAUUCUUCUUGAGUCAGCCAUUCGCAACUGCGAUAAUUUUCAGGUAACUAAAGCUGAUGUGGAGAAAAUUCUUGACUGGGAAAAUUCAGCUCCAAAGCAAGUUGAAAUUCCUUUUAAGCCUGCUCGUGUUAUUCUUCAGGAUUUCACUGGUGUUCCGGCAGUUGUCGAUCUUGCUAGCAUGCGAGAUGGAAUGAAACAGCUUGGUGGUGAUACUACCAAGAUCAAUCCCUUGAUACCUGUGGAUCUUGUUGUUGACCACUCAGUGCAGGUCGAUGUGGCAAGGUCUGAAAAUGCAUUGCAACUUAACAUGGAACAUGAAUUCAAUCGCAAUAAGGAAAGGUUUGGUUUUCUGAAGUGGGGCUCAUCUGCAUUUAACAACAUGCUUGUUGUUCCUCCAGGUUCUGGUAUUGUCCACCAGGUCAACUUGGAGUAUCUGGGAAGGGUUGUAUUUAAUACCAAUGGCUUACUGUAUCCUGAUAGCGUUGUUGGAACGGAUUCGCACACAACUAUGAUUGAUGGAUUAGGUGUUGCUGGGUGGGGAGUUGGAGGGAUUGAAGCAGAGUCUGCCAUGCUUGGCCAGCCAAUGUCUAUGGUACUUCCUGGUGUUGUCGGUUUCAAAUUGAUGGGCAGCUUGAAAAAUGGAGUGACGGCCACAGAUUUGGUUUUAACUGUCACUCAAAUGCUGAGGAAACAUGGUGUUGUCGGAAAGUUUGUUGAAUUUUAUGGUGAUGGUAUGGGUAAAUUGUCACUUGCUGAUCGAGCAACUAUUGCAAACAUGUCUCCUGAAUAUGGAGCAACCAUGGGAUUCUUCCCUGUAGAUCAUGUGACUUUGGAGUAUUUGAAAUUGACUGGUCGUAGUGAUGAGACAAUAAUUAUGAUUGAGGCUUAUCUUCGUGCAAAUAGAAUGUUUGUGGACUAUAAUGAGCCACAAGUAGAGAGAAUUUAUUCAUCCUAUCUGGAAUUGGAUCUCUCGGCUGUUGAACCUUGUAUCUCAGGUCCAAAACGACCACACGAUCGGGUUACUCUGAAGGAAAUGAAGGCAGACUGGCAUGCAUGCCUGGACAGCAAGGUUGGGUUUAAGGGUUUUGCCAUCCCUAAAGAUGCUCAAGUUAAGGUUGCAAAGUUCACAUACAAUGGCAUGCCUGCUGAAAUGAAGCAUGGUGAUGUUGUAAUAGCAGCUAUAACAAGUUGUACAAACACUUCAAAUCCAAAUGUGAUGCUUGGAGCUGCACUUGUUGCAAAGAAAGCUUUAGAUUUAGGUCUCGAGGUAAAGCCAUGGAUUAAGACAAGCCUUGCUCCAGGGUCUGGAGUUGUUACAAAAUACUUACAACAGAGUGGCCUUCAGCAGUAUUUAGAUCGUCAAGGUUUCCAGCUUGUUGGAUAUGGAUGUACGACAUGCAUUGGAAACUCUGGAGAUCUUCAUGAAUCAGUGAGCGCAGCUAUUACAGAUAAUGAUAUAGUUGCUGCAGCUGUUCUUUCUGGAAAUAGAAACUUUGAAGGGCGUGUUCAUCCCCUGACUCGAGCAAAUUACCUUGCUUCACCUCCACUUGUGGUUGCCUAUGCUCUUGCUGGCACUGUUGACAUCGACUUUGAGACAGAACCCAUUGGUAUUGGGAAGGAUGGGAAAAAUGUUUACUUAAGGGAUAUUUGGCCUUCAACUGAGGAAAUAGCAAAGGUUGUUGAAUCCUCUGUUCUACCGGACAUGUUUAAGCUUACCUACCAAACAAUUACACAAGGGAACCCAAUGUGGAACCAGCUUUCUGUUCCAGGGGGCACUUUGUAUACAUGGGAUCCAAAGUCCACUUACAUUCACGACCCUCCGUAUUUCAAGGGGAUGACAAUGACUCCUCCUGGUCCACAUGGGGUGAAGGAUGCAUAUUGCCUCCUCAACUUUGGGGACAGCAUAACAACAGAUCAUAUUUCUCCUGCUGGAAACAUUCACAAAGAUAGUCCAGCGGCAAGGUAUCUAAUGGAACGUGGGGUAGACAGGAGAGAUUUUAAUUCUUAUGGAAGUCGUCGAGGAAAUGAUGAAAUCAUGGCUAGGGGAACAUUUGCAAAUAUCCGCUUAGUUAACAAACUUUUGAAUGGUGAAGUUGGGCCCAAGACUGUACAUAUCCCCACUGGAGAGAAGCUAUCUGUGUUUGAUGCAGCAAUGAAAUACAAAAAUGAAGGGCAUGAUACAAUUGUUCUUGCUGGAGCUGAAUAUGGCAGUGGAAGUUCUCGAGAUUGGGCUGCAAAGGGCCCCAUGUUACUGGGUGUAAAAGCUGUAAUUUCAAAGAGCUUUGAGCGCAUUCAUCGUAGCAAUUUGGUUGGUAUGGGUAUUAUUCCAUUGUGCUUCAAACCUGGUGAGGAUGCAGAUUCACUUGGCCUUACCGGGCAUGAGAGAUACACAAUAGAUCUUCCUAGUGACAUCAGUCAAAUCAAGCCAGGUCAAGAUGUUAGUGUCACGACAGACACUGGAAAGUCAUUCACCUGUGUUUCACGGUUUGAUACACAGGUUGAGUUGGUGUACUUUGACCAUGGAGGCAUUCUUCCAUAUGUGAUCAGGCAGCUGGUUAGCAAUCAGCAGUAGACUGUUGGUCUUAUUGGAUUGCUGUUCGAAAUGUUGGAUAGGACUCCCCUCGUUCAAAUUUUUACAUUGCGGUUAGAAUAAUGUGCAUUAGAAUAUGCACAGUUUUAUCCAAAAGGGAUUUUUUUCCGCUUGAGUCUAUUAUUAAUGGAAUCUCUUAUUCAAUUACUGUUCACCAGUUACUGAUAUCGGAUAAAAGAGCCUUCUUAUGAAGGUGUUUUUUGAACUGGAAACAUAAUUUGGCUGUAUAAGUAGCAAGUGGUUUUG
Molecule: messenger RNA, 3453 nt
Organism: Cryptomeria japonica (Japanese cedar)
Lineage: Eukaryota; Viridiplantae; Streptophyta; Pinopsida; Cupressales; Cupressaceae
Product: aconitate hydratase, cytoplasmic
Exons: 20
Coding region: 172-3189 (1005 amino acids)
Biological process (GO): tricarboxylic acid cycle; citrate metabolic process
Cellular component (GO): mitochondrion; cytosol
Molecular function (GO): aconitate hydratase activity; 4 iron, 4 sulfur cluster binding
Source: RefSeq, a predicted model, not a curated record